CGUAGCGAGCGAGAUCUCAAACUCAGUUUUUACUUAACAUAAUUUGACGUUAGUGAGCCGGUAAACAUUGCUUUAAAAUCAUGUCGGAAGAAUUAGUGGUAACAACCGAAAUUGGCAAGCUUCGGGGCAAAGCCCUGAAGGAUUACCACGGUGAUAAAUUUUAUAGUUUUAGUGGAGUACCCUACGCCAAGCCACCGAUAGGCGAACUUAGAUUUAAGGCUCCUGAACCAGUGGAAUCAUGGGAAGGAGUAAAAGAUUGUACCAAAGAAGGAUGGGAAUGUCCCUCGUUAGAUAUAUACUUCAAACACCACAUUGGCAACGAAGACAAUUGCCUUAAUAUGAAUAUAUACACCAAAGAGCUUCCAAGUCACAACCCGAACAUGAAAAAGAAACCUGUUAUGGUGUUCAUCCAUGGUGGAGGUUUCAUGUAUGGUUCCAAUAAAAGCAUGCACGUUGGUCCAGAUUAUUUAAUGACUGGAGAUGUUGUAUUAGUGUGUAUCAACUAUAGAUUGGGGGUUUUGGGUUUCUUAAGUCUAGAGGACCAAUCUUUAGGUGUGCCGGGAAAUGCAGGCUUAAAAGAUCAGACAAUGGCACUAAAAUGGAUACAAAAACAUAUUGCUAACUUUGGUGGUGAUCCAAACAACGUAACAAUAUUUGGAGAAAGUGCUGGUAGCGCCUCAGUUCAUUUGUUGCUUGUUUCUCCACUUACGAAAGGCCUCUUCCAUAAAGCGAUUAUGCAAAGCGGAUGUGCUUUCAAUCCUUGGGCUAAGGGAACAAGAAACUUCGCUGCAAUUACCAAAGCUAUGGGUUAUAAAGAUGUAGAUGAGAAAACUUUGUUCCAAAAACUUUGUAGAGCCAGUACAAGGAGCUUAGUAACAGCACAGUUUAAGAUAGAAGAUUCAUUCUUCGCCAGUAUUGUUCGCCCUUUCAUCCCCGUUAUAGAAUACCCCCACGAAGGAGCCUUCUUAACAGAAGACCCAGAAGAAAUAAUGAAAGCUGGCCGACAUCAUCAUGUCCCUGUCAUAAUCGGUUACAAUUCCAUGGAGGGUUUAAUGUACGAAAUAAUUAGAAAAACGAGGACAGAUGCAGACCUUCCUGAGACUCUUGAAAGGGACAUUCCUUUUGACCUUAACAUUCCAGAGAAAACAGAAAGAGCGAAAGAAGUUGCAUUAAAAAUGCAAAAGUUUUACUACCAAGAUAAAGAUCUUUCUGAGAAGAACAUAAACAAUAGAUACAGGAUGGUAAGCGAUGUGCAUUUCCUCUACGGCAUCCAGAAAACCAUCACCUUACUUCAGCGCCACAGCAAAGCUCCAGUAUACGUUUACAGAAUGAGCAUCAUCAGUAACUUAAACUUCUUCAAAAAAUUCUGCGAAGUAAAAUAUUUGAAAACAAUGCUUGCUCUUUCGUUGCUUACAAAACUAUCAGGAGGAUCCAGUAUGAAGAACGUCUUCCAAAACCUAAGAGAAAAACUUCCUAUUAGGCAAAUAGAGGGCGUCUCUCACGCUGACGAUAUCUUCUACCUAUUCAGCACUUUCCUAGCGCCUACCAUUACUAAGGGAAGCGCGGAUGAUAGAAACAUACAAAAAUUCGUGAAGCCUUGGACAACUUUCGCCAAAUGCGGUAACCCUACACCAGAACCAACGGAACUGCUCGAUAAUGUAUUGUGGAGUCCUGUUAAAGACGAGAGUAUUUCCAAUAUUUUUGAUAUUAAUGAUAAAGUCAGUAUUACUGGUAAUAUUGAAGGAGAAAGGGUACAAUUCUGGAGAGAUCUAUAUGCGGAAUGUUGUGGUACAGCCUAAAAAUUUCUUGUCGAAAGUUUUAGUUGAUAAUGCAAAAAUGUGAUUUAUAUAGGUAGGAAUAGAUUGAUACGAUAUUUGAUUGGCGUGUUUGUAGUUUAUUGUUCAAACAUCACAUAACUAUGCGAUGUUUUUAGGUGUAUCAAAAUCAAUAUUUUACAUUUACCAUCCUGAAAAAUAUGAAUCCAUUUACAUAAAACGAUUUAAAGGCAGUAUUAAAAGCUAAUGCCUUGUUUUUCAUUUUUGAUAGUCAAUGCAUGCAGUAUAUUUUAUUUCUUGUAGAAAUCUGUUCAAUUAUUUAUUUUAAUGCAUCUCUUUUAUACUAGAACUGGUUUGGUUAGUCUAAUCGGUAUUCGUCCUUAGUUUCAAAUGUAGAGUGCAUAAUUCUUCUGACCUAAAUACAUGUACUUGUACACUCGACAAGUACUUUAAGUUGUUCUUUAUAUGUAAAGUAUAUUGGAACAUUGAAAGCAUGUAUUGAAUACGAAAUGAUACAUCAUUGUUGUAUCCUAAAACAGAUGAGUGUAACUUAAGCAAUUUUUUGUCAAAAUGUGAUAUGUUUUUGCUGAGUUGUUUGUAAGCUACAAGAGAUUAUUACUUGUAUUUGAAAUAUUAAAGAUCGUCUAUUGUCUAUAUGUAGUAUCGUAGAUAAUAUUGAAAGUAUUAAUAGAUAGGUCAAAUGUAUUUUAAAUAGUUUUAAGAUUUGUAAAAUUAAGUUAUACAUAUUUAUGUUAUUUAUUUCAUUAAAACAACAUUUUUAAUAAAAUAAAAGUAAAUUCUAA
Messenger RNA from Diabrotica balteata, 2578 nucleotides. The record is from the annotation of a GenBank genome assembly. NCBI's taxonomy places the organism in Eukaryota, Metazoa, Arthropoda, Insecta, Coleoptera, Chrysomelidae.